Molecule: messenger RNA, 1455 nt
Organism: Galendromus occidentalis (western predatory mite)
Lineage: Eukaryota; Metazoa; Arthropoda; Arachnida; Mesostigmata; Phytoseiidae
Product: short-chain dehydrogenase/reductase family 9C member 7
Exons: 7
Coding region: 46-1176 (376 amino acids)
Biological process (GO): steroid metabolic process
Cellular component (GO): intracellular membrane-bounded organelle
Molecular function (GO): oxidoreductase activity
Source: RefSeq, a predicted model, not a curated record
CUGUUUGGCGCCAGGGCGAAACGAUCCACAGUCAUUUCGGCAGUGAUGCAUCCUUUGCUGUGUAAAAUUCAGCAUGCUUUGGCAUCGCAAUUGCACGAGUUCCGGGCGUACUGGGUCUGCCUAGCACUGCUGGGAAUUUCAGCGAAGACCGUUCCUUUUCUGUGGUACGCUCUCCAACAAAUCGGUGCAGGUAUCGCUCUUCUCAUUUUAGCCUGUGCUCUUGGCUGGCUAGCGACUGAGCUGUUCUUGAAGGGACCGAAACUGGGUUCUCGGGGCAAGGCUGUUCUAAUCACAGGAUGUGAUUCAGGUUUCGGAUACCACUUGGCAAAACGGCUCGAUUCCGAGGGUUACCUGGUUUUUGCCGGCUGUCUCUUUCCUGAAGGUCAGGGUGCCACUAAUUUGGUUCGCGGCUCGGAGAAACUCCAUAUAGUUCCGUUGGACGUGACCGAUGAGCAGCUAGUCCGGGACGCCGUACAAUACGUGAAAACCAAUCUCAAGGGUUACCAGCUUUGGGCGGUCGUUGCAAACGCGGGCGUGAACAUCUUCCUCGAAUUCGAAUGGAUUCGCACGGAGGACGUCUCACGCAUCUUCGACGUGAACGUCAUGGGGGUUGUUCGGACCGCUAAGGCGUUCCUCCCUAUGCUCAGGAAUUCCCGCGGUCGCAUGGUUGUGGUGUCGAGUUAUGCCGGACGCAUAGCGAGCAACAUGAUCGUUCCGUACUCAAUGUCAAAAGCCGCCGUGAUUUCCAUGGCGGACGGUCUACGUCGAGAAAUGAAGAAGUGGGGGGUGCACGUGUGCACGAUCGAGCCCUUCUACUAUCAAACCGGGAUCAAUCCGAGCGGUUUCGGUAGCAUGAUGUCGAAGUUCGAGCGUGACGUUCCCGAGGAACUUAGAAAAGACUACGGCGAAUACCCGGAGCACGCUUUCCAGUGGUUCAUGGGGCUCUUGGGGAGGAUUUCUCGGAAGAACUCUUUGGAAGUCGUGGAUCAGAUGUUCUGCGCCGUAGCGGAUAGAGAACCAAAGCGACACUACAGAUCCGAUGGAUUCUUCAAUUGGCUAUUAUACAUGAGCUUGUUCGUUCUACCCUCGGCUGCACAGGACAUCGCGUGCUCCUUCAUAGAGCCUCACUUCAGAGCAGACGAGAAGAGUGGUCUUCUCCUAAGAUGUUCCACCUGAGCCUUUGUCGGACCGCACCGUGUUCCAAACUGUACAUACCUAUAUGCCAAGGAAUUCCCUCAACGUGAGAAAAGAACGGGGUAAUUAUUCAAAUGAGCAAUGAUUCCCAUCGGUGCUCCACUGGGUCUUUCUCUUCAGAACGCGGAAGCGUCGUAAAGGACUCCGUACAGAUGGAAAUAGCCACGUAGUCUAUUGUGAUACGAGAAUGCUAUCGCGUUGGGACAUUUUGACGACUCAUGAUUUGGAUAAUGAGAAUAAAUAUUUUGGAAACGUCGGAUA